AGCAGAGAGGAAGUUCAAGAGGAGUCUGAUGACGAGCAGCUGUGUGCAAACGUCUCUGAGGUUCUUUAAACACGAGGCGAGCGGUUAGUUUAUCGUGAGGCAGCACGCAGGUUGUUGCAGCGUGGGGUCGGAGACUCCGUCAUGUCUCUCUUUGUGAUACUCGGGCUGCUCGUCUGCAUUCAGGCUCAAGGAAUCAAUGUGACUCCUGUGUUUGUGCUGAAGGGACGUGAUCUGCUCCUGAAGAUUGAUGCUGAUCUUCCUGAGGGGGUUUUAUUUGUUGAGUGGAAAUUCAAUAGAAAAGUCACUUUAGUAAAAUUUCUAAGUAGUGGGAAACAAAAUGUCCAUAAAGAUUUUACUGGAAGGCUCGAGUUUCCUGAGAAAAACUCUGUAACAUUGAAGAAUCUACAAGAGGCCGACAGUGGAGUUUAUGCUGCUGAAGUAGUAACAGAAACAACUACAGGAGACAAACUAGUAGCUGAAUACAAGGUCACAGUUCAAGGACCAGUGACUCCAGUUGAACUGAUUGUGGACCGAGUGGACUCCAACAGCUCAGAGUCAUGUGACCUCCAUGUGACCUGCAGGACUCACAACUCAAACAUCAGCAGCACUUUCAGAUGUGUCGACCGGGUCUGCAGUCAGGAGGGAGGAGAGCGAUCAGAGGUCACGACCUCUGGGGCUUCUCUCCAGGUCUACCUGUUGAACAGCACCAUCAUCUGUAACCAUAGCAACCAGGUUCACUGGACCCACGACUUUAACACGACUGAACACUUUUGCCCCGAACAUCCUGGUCCGGUGCUUUCCGCUCUCCUGUUGAGGACUGUUGUGAUCUCUGUGGGUCUGAUCAUCAUGGUGUCUGCCGUCAUCACUGUUCACCUCGUGGACUUCAAGAAGCACCAAUGAAGAAAUGGAUCUCACACACGUCACGCUGCCCUGGAGGAAAGGUCCCACUUAAAGGUCACCUUCUAAACCCCUGAUGAUGUUCCACUGACUCACAGCUGGUGGCAGCAACACACCAGGAGAAGAAAAGAGGAAGAUGACCAGUGGCGGCUGGUGGCUCUUUGUUUUGUCAGGGCCAGCAAAUCAGUAAACAUGCCAGUAUGGUUCAAUGGAAUAAAAAACAUAUCAAACAUGCAUUAUUACUUAAAUAGUUAAAUAUUUAACAUGUAUUCCAACAGUUUAACAUGACAAGGACAUCUGAUCAAGGCAAUGGAACAUUUGUAAACUGACAUUAGAAGAAAAAUUCAUUAAUAAAUAUAAAUAAUAAAAAGUUUUUUCCUCUGUACAGUUUAAACUGUUUUUAUCAUUACGAGCAUUAAAAACCUAUAAAAUUGGCCUUUUACAACCCACAAAA
Messenger RNA from Gasterosteus aculeatus aculeatus (three-spined stickleback), 1351 nucleotides. The record is from RefSeq and is a predicted model, not a curated record. Lineage: Eukaryota; Metazoa; Chordata; Actinopteri; Perciformes; Gasterosteidae.